CGCGGCGCGGCGGGCUGCGCAAGAUGGCGGCGAGGCCGGAGGGCGGGUCGGCGGCCGAGGCGUACGGGUCCAACCGCUACGUCUCGCUGCCGGCCGAGCUCGACCCCGCCACGUAUGACGCGUCGCCGGAGAAGCGGCGCGCCGAGGCGGAGCGCCUGGCCAUCCGCGCCCAGCUCAAGCGGCAAUACCAGCUGCAGCUCAACGACCCCCACCGGCCGGCCGUUAUCGAAGACCCGGCCUUGAUCCGCUGGGCCUACGCGAGGACGCAGAACGUGUACCCGACCUUCCGCCCCACGCCCAAGACGUCCUUCCUGGGGGCCCUGUAUGCCAUAGGGCCCAUCCUCUUCUGGAUAUACGUCUUUAAGACGGACAGGGAUCGUAGAGAGAAGCUUAUCCAAGAAGGUAAAUACAAGCGGCCACUCAGUCUUUUUUAAGUUCCUGGAAUCAGUGCUGGAAUCAAGCAGCACUGCUAUUGGGACACAAAUAAAAUAAAUAAGAUUCAGUAUAUACUGACAUUUCUGCUUCCUAAGAAUAAAUCUGAAUUACCCCUUU
Rhea pennata is the source of this 552-nucleotide messenger RNA. RefSeq names its product NADH:ubiquinone oxidoreductase subunit B4 (gene NDUFB4). The record is from RefSeq and is a predicted model, not a curated record. Bases 24 to 434 code for a protein of 136 amino acids. Lineage: Eukaryota; Metazoa; Chordata; Aves; Rheiformes; Rheidae. Gene Ontology annotation, cellular component: mitochondrion. The transcript has 3 exons.